ACACAGUGCAGCUCUGCAGAACACCCACCACGGAAGAAAGGCAGAACAAGAGCACUGAAGUCUGACAAUGAGAUAAUGAAAGGAAGACGGAGACGUGAACAUCGAGAAAGAAGACACUGAACUGCCGGGAGAAACUGAAGGUUUUACUUAACUGAGAGAGAGAAGAGAAGUUAAACUGUGACAAAAAAACAAAGAUGGAGUUGUGGCGGCAGUGUGCGGUGUGGCUGAUCGACUGUCGAGUUCUUCCUGAUAACCACCGGGUCACAUGGGAGGGCGCUCAGGUGUGCGACCUGGCUCAGGCUCUGAGAGAUGGCGUGCUGCUCUGCCAGUUGCUCAACAACCUGUUGCAUCAGGCUGUCAACCUGAGAGAAAUCAACCUGCGCCCUCAGAUGUCCCAGUUCCUGUGCCUCAAGAAUAUCCGGACAUUUCUGGGAGUUUGUCAAACAAAGUUUCUUCUCAAAAAGAGUGAACUGUUUGAGGCCUUCGACCUCUUUGACGUUCGGGACUUCGGAAAGGUCAUAAACACGUUGUCCAACCUCUCUCAUACACCGAUUGCUUUACAAAGAGGAUUUCAGCCUUUUCCCUUGGAAGGAUGCAGUGCUGAUGAUGAGAUCUACAGCGGCCUGUCAGACCAGAUAGACGACACAGUAGAAGAGGAUGAUGACUUGUACGACUUUGUGGAGGACGAGGAGAACGAAGGAGAUGAGAUCUAUGAAGACUUGAUGAGGACGGACGAACAACCUGAAACUCAGAAGAAGACUGGAGUAGACAAACGAGAGUGCUGUCUGCAGGAGAUCAGACAGACAGAAGAGAAAUACUCCGAUACACUGCAAUCUAUAUUACAGCACUUUAUGAAACCUCUUGAAAGGUUUCUCCAGGCUCAAGACAUUGAGAGUAUCUUCAUCAACAUUGAGGAAUUGGCCAACACCCACCAGAAAUUGUUGUAUGAGGUACAGACAUCCAUCUUACAAAAUGGAGCCAAGAACCUGUACCAGGUGUUUAUGGACUACAAAGAGAGGCUCUUGCUGUACGGUCGUUAUUGUAGUCAGGUGGAAACGGCUACCAAACACCUAGACAAGCUUUCGAAUAUGAGAGAGGACAUCAAAAUGAAACUGGAGGAGUGUUCAAACAGAGCAAACAGUGGACGUUUUUCUCUCCGAGAUCUCCUCAUGGUCCCUAUGCAGCGGGUGCUCAAAUAUCAUCUGCUGUUACAGGAGCUGGUGAAGCAUACCACCGACCCUGGAGAUAAGGAGAACCUCCGCACAGCUCUCGAUGCCAUGAGAGAUUUGGCACAGUCUGUGAACGAGGUGAAACGAGACAAUGAGAUCAUCAGACAGAUCACCACCUUCCAGUUAUCCAUAGAAAACAUGACUCAGUCUCUAGCUCUUUAUGGUCGCCCCAAGAUCGAUGGAGAGCUGAAGGUCUGCAGCCCGGAGAAGAAGUCUAAACAGGACAGGUAUGCCUUCCUCUUCGAUAAGGCCAUGUUUGUGUGUAAGAAGAAGGGGGGAGAGACUUUUGAGCUAAAGGACAUCAUUGAACUACAGAACUACCAGAUACGAGACGAAACCACGGGAGAAAAGGACAACAAGAAGUGGUCCCAUGUGUUCCUUCUGCUGGACUGCUCUGGGAGGUGUGGGUACGAUUUAUUCUUCAAAACCAGAGAAGUGAAGAAGAAAUGGCUGGAACAGUUUGAGAUGGCUCUGUCAAAUAUGUGUCCAGCGAACUCCACAGCCAACAACCAUGACUUCCAGAUGCACUGCUUCGAGGAAACAACCUCCUGUAAGGCCUGCUCGAUGCUGUUAAGGGGGAUAUUCUUCCAGGGCUAUCGCUGCACGCGCUGUAAAAUGGCUGCGCAUAAAGAGUGUUUAGGCAGAGUCCCUGCCUGUGGACGAAACUCAGACCACGCUGGUACUAGACAGAAGAAUAAAACACCGAAGUCCUCGAGCCACUCCAACAUCGGAUAUCCUAAAAUGGAGGUGUGUCAGGAGUAUUAUGGCUUGCCGCCGCCCCCAGUUGGCUUCGGCCAACCGCUUCACCUCUCCAAAGGUGACAUCAUUGAGCUGACCCGGGCCGAGGCUGACCUGCCGUGGUGGGAGGGAAGGAACCUGACUGUCGGACAAAUGGGAUGGUUCCCCUGCCAAAAAGUUCAGCCCUACGUCGCUAGGCCGACCCCCGACCUGUCUGGCCUCCACUGGUUUGCAGGGAACAUGGACAGAACCGCUGCCAAGAACCUGUUAAUGUCCCGGUCUGAUGGAACCUUCCUUGUGCGGCAGAAAGACGGAGGAGAGUUCGCCAUCAGCAUCAAGUUCAACAUGGACAUUAGACACAUUAAAAUCACGUCCACUGAAGGCCUGUACCGUAUCAAUGAAAAGAAAGCAUUCAAGGGUUUAAUUGAGCUGAUUCAGUUUUACCAGAAGAACUCUUUGAAGGAGUAUUUCAAGGACGUGGACACGACGCUGCGUACGCCUUACAAACAAGCAGAGGAAAGCAACUCGGCUAACAACACACCAAACACCACGCCAGGAGGCAGCAUGAGGAGUUUCGGCGUAGCGAGGGCCAGGUAUGACUUCUCAGCCAGGGACCGCUCAGAGCUGUCGCUGCAGGAAGGAGACACAAUCAAGAUCCUCUCCAAGAAAGGUCACAGCGGUUGGUGGAAAGGAGAGGUGUAUGGCCGGGUGGGGUUGUUUCCAGCCAACUAUGUGGAGGAGGACUACUCUGACUACUGCUGACGUGGCUCCAGAUGUUGACCCUGUAUGUCUGAAUACUACAUACUAUGCUGUAUGUGGAGGGGUCUGUGUGAUACCAACAAUUGCAUUAACCCAUGUGCACGAGUGUGGCUGUGUGAGAGAGGUGCUGUUACCUGUGAUCUGAUGACUGUCUAGUGAUGUGAAUAAAACUUUUGUUCAGCUGAG
Molecule: messenger RNA, 2912 nt
Organism: Acanthopagrus latus (yellowfin seabream)
Lineage: Eukaryota; Metazoa; Chordata; Actinopteri; Spariformes; Sparidae
Product: proto-oncogene vav-like
Exons: 30
Coding region: 195-2729 (844 amino acids)
Biological process (GO): cell migration; intracellular signal transduction; regulation of GTPase activity
Cellular component (GO): cytoplasm
Molecular function (GO): guanyl-nucleotide exchange factor activity; protein binding
Source: RefSeq, a predicted model, not a curated record